Molecule: messenger RNA, 2839 nt
Organism: Amaranthus tricolor (Joseph's coat)
Lineage: Eukaryota; Viridiplantae; Streptophyta; Magnoliopsida; Caryophyllales; Amaranthaceae
Product: zinc finger CCCH domain-containing protein 17-like
Exons: 3
Coding region: 340-2544 (734 amino acids)
Molecular function (GO): metal ion binding
Source: RefSeq, a predicted model, not a curated record
AAAAAACGAACACAUAAACCCCAGUGCUUUAUUGAUUGAUUACCCUUUUUAGAGAGAGAAAGAACCAGAAAGUUAGAAAAUCCGUUUCAGCUCAUAUCUCUUUCAUCUCAAACUAAACUCACUUUUUCUCUGUCUUUCCCUCUAUAAUCCUCCCCUUUCUCUCUCUCUCGCUCUCUCUCUCUCUUAAUCUGAAUACCAAAUCAAUUUUUUGUAUUAAACGAAAAUCAAACUCUAAUUAAUGUAUUGUUAGGGUUUCCUGUUUUACUUUCACAUUUCUCGAUCUGUAGAAAAUAACCUUAUUUCGCCGCCAUUGAAGUUGUGGUUUCAAGUACAAAAUCCAUGGGUUCUACUACUACUGUAACUAAAGAGUUAUUGCAACCUCAACAUGGAGGAGGUGGUCCCUCUUCUUCGUCUUCUACUAUGGCUGAAGAUGAAUCUUUGAAGCGGAAUACUGAUUGUGUCUAUUUUCUUGCUUCUCCCUUGACAUGCAAAAAGGGAAGUGAAUGUGAGUAUCGGCAUAGUGAAUAUGCUCGGGUUAAUCCGAGAGAUUGUUAUUAUUGGUUGAAUAGCAAUUGCUUGAAUCCUAAAUGCUCAUUUAGGCAUCCUCCUUUGGAUGGUUUGAUUACUCCUCAAGCUGGUAACUUUGCUGGGCCAUCUGUUCUUGUACAGCCUGGUCCAUCUGUGCCCACGGUUCCUCAGAAUCCUACUAAGCAAGGAGUACUGUGCAUUUUCUUCCAGAAGGGAUACUGCUUAAAAGGAGAUAGAUGCCCUUUUAUGCAUGGUCCAAAUCCUCCUACUAUGAAGAUUCAACAGGCUUCAGCUAGUGUCACUGUUCCUGAAGCCUCGGUUUUCAACAAAGCUUUUAGUACACUUGAGAAGUGUACACAACCGAAAACAAAUCUCCAAGUAAAUUUGUCUAAGGUCAAGGAAGCCCCACUGCAGGAGAGGGCAAUUCCGAAAGUUCAGCCUACUCGGUCGCUUAAUGGAGCAUCUGCUGGAAGAGGUUAUCAGCCUCCCAGUGGUAUGAUUCAAGAGGUUCGUAAAUAUGGCGAAACAAAACCACCUUCAGUUGGCAACGGUAAUUUGAGAACCAGGACGGGGCCUGCGCAUCAUAGUAGCUCUUACGAUGACCAGAAUAUUCAAAAUGGUAGAGAGGCAGAUGAUUCGUUGAGAGAAUCGUCUCCUGGAUUUGAUGUACUUGUGGAUGACAAACUCAACGAAGAUGAAUAUUAUCAUGAAGAUCAGUAUGUUAGGAUGAGAGGAAAUGAUGGAAGAAAUCUGAAAGAGUUUGAUAUGGGUUUUAAAGAUGAUUAUAAUUCAGUUGCUGACAUGGACCCUGAAAUUUAUCACAGUCGACGUGGCUAUGAUUCAUUUGAUCGUUUUCCAGAGAAGUACGCACAAGAGCAUCGAAGAGCAUCAUCAGAAAGAGCACUUGGUGAGCCACCUCACUAUGACAGGAGAGGUUCAUACAAGUCACAGAGUCCUGAUUUCAAUCAAAAGUCUGAUUUGCGGAAUCGAUUAUCUAAGCAACGGAGGGUAAAUGGGUUGAAAUCAGUUGUUAAUUCUGAUUAUAGCCUUGAUGAUCAUGUUGAGGACCGAGGCCACAGGAGUAUUCAGAAGGAUUCACAUCAGUCAGUGGGACAUGAGAUUUCUCGUGGCCGCCGCCUUCAGGGCAGAAUAAAGCUUCCAAGAAGAUGUUCUCCAAUGAGCGGUAAUGAUGUAUAUUCAGAGAGGGGAAGAUUGUCUCCAAGUAGGCAGCAAGCCUCUAGUCAACAAGGUCGUCUUAGAGAUAGAUUGAGAGGACGAAUCCAAGAUGAAAGCCGUGAGGGCAGAAGAAUAAAUGGUCCAAUGGUGAUAAAGGAUACUUCUGGAGCUGACUUUGCCGGUCCAAAACGUUUGUCAGAGCUAAAAGGCUCCAGACAAUCUGAUAGUGAUCAGCAGCUUAUAAAGAGUCAUCAAUCAGGUUCAGGGGGGAAGCUGAGAGACAGAGUCUUAGCUAGUUCUGUUGGAAUUGAGGAUCAUACUUCAUUUGAAGGUCCCAAGCCACUUAGCGAGAUUUUAAAACGAAAAAGAACAGCCACCACUGGAACGACUUCUGACAAUAAUAAAGAAGAGAUCAAGCAUAGUGAUAAUGAUGUAAACAUUACAGACUAUGCCUUGAACUCUGAUACAAAGACAGGAAAACAUGUGACACUUUCUUCUGCAUCUGAGAAAGAUAAGGCUGGUGAAAUCGACAAUAAGCCUCUAGUUGUCAAGGCAGCUGAAGAAGAGGGUGAAAUCUCAAAUAAGAAAAUAAAAUUGAAUGGUGACCGUCAUGCUGAAUUGUCCUUACAUGAAUCUGAAAAUAAGCACUCUGAAACCAAGGAGGAUUUGAUUGUUGCCGAUAAUGAAAAUCAAGAAUAUAAUGAGGAGUAUGAAGCAGAGGAUGGAGCAUUUGAUUAUGAACAAUAUGAUGGGGAAGGUGGAACUGGUGAUCACGAGGCAGACUCCAUGGACGAGGAUGAUGGAGAUGAUUUUGCGAAGCAACUAGGUGUUUCUUUCUGAAUCAUUCCUGAGCAAUUCUGCUUUCAUCAUCAACACCGAUUUUAGUUAAAAGGUUAAUUCAGGCCUCAUCUUUUCCCUUUUUCGUCUUGUAUUUUCUUCUAACUGUAUCAUACAAGUCCAAAAAUGGAAACUGUAUUUUGUUGUAUUGAAACCUUGCAAUAGUUCCUAAUCCUCCUCUUUUUUCUGUAGACCACAAUAUUGUAACAUUAGAGUUAUGAAGGAAAAUUUAAUAGCUUGAUUCUAUUUUAUAAAAGUAGCUUCAUUCCAUUUUCACAAUAUGAUUUGUGUUCAGUUA